AUGGUUAAGUUGGGUAAACAUCUCACUAAGCGUAUUGCAAAAAAACCAGUAGCAAAAAAACCUAAGCUUACCUGUACGCUUGAUGAUAUUACUUUCAACAAUUGUGAAAAACUUAAACGUUAUAAAAAACUUAAAGAACAUCCAUAUUUUCAAGAAGUUAUUGAUGAAAAUACUGUGCGAUCUAAAUACAUUUUGAACAGUCAUUUUGAUAUGAAGUUUAUCAAGUUACUUAAAAAUAAAAAUUUGAAAAAAUUAUUUUGUGCGUCUGCUAAUUCAGAUGAAGCUGAAAUUUGGCUUCAAUUAGCUGAACUUGGAAGAAAAGGAGCAUUUACUACUAAUAAGACCUUUGAGGAAUUAGUACGAUUAAUGGUACAAAUCAAAAAACUUGAAACAGCAGGAAAGCGUAAAACUGGCAUCUGGCAUUUUCACAGCAAAGAUCAAGAUAUUUUAACAAGUCCAGAAAUAUCUCUUGAAAAUAUUGCUUGUUUUGCCAAGAUUGCCAAUGAAUUACAUUGGAAGGGUCCAGUAGUUCUGAUAACGGAUUGUAUGAAAUUAUGA
Molecule: messenger RNA, 558 nt
Organism: Rhizophagus irregularis DAOM 181602=DAOM 197198
Lineage: Eukaryota; Fungi; Glomeromycota; Glomeromycetes; Glomerales; Glomeraceae
Source: RefSeq, a predicted model, not a curated record